Messenger RNA from Mus caroli (Ryukyu mouse), 1876 nucleotides. NCBI's taxonomy places the organism in Eukaryota, Metazoa, Chordata, Mammalia, Rodentia, Muridae. The record is from RefSeq and is a predicted model, not a curated record.
GGAGGGUGUGGCUACAAAGAGAGGGUUCAGCUGAAAGGUAUAUAAUGAUUCAUAGCAGGGAGAGGAAGUAUAGAUUAGGUCUCUUGGAGCCUGGAGUCACAGCUUUCCCUUGCCCGAAUAUGGUGAUCUGUGGCCAUUGUACAGAUCAGGAUGACUCUUUGGAAGAAGUCACAGAGGAAUGCUAUUCACCAUCCACCCUCCAGAACCUGGCAAUUCAGAGUCUACUGAGGGAUGAGGCCUUGGCAAUUUCUGCUCUCACAGACCUGCCCCAGAGUCUGUUCCCAGUCAUUUUUGAGGAGGCCUUCACUGAUGGACAUAUAGGGAUCUUGAAGGCCAUGAUACCUGUGUGGCCCUUCCCAUACCUUUCUUUAGGAAAGCAGAUAAAUAAUUGCAAUCUGGAGACUUUGAAGGCUAUGCUUGAGGAACUAGAUAUACUGCUUGCACAAAAGGUUCAAUCCAGUAGGUGCAAACUCAGAGUAAUUAUUUGGACAGAAAAUGACUUGAAGAUAUGGGCUGGAUCCCAUGAAGGUGAAGGCUUACCAGAGUUCACGACAGAGAAGCAGCCAAUUGAGAACAGUACUGGGUGUGAGGUGAAGAAAGAAUUGAAGGUGACGACUGAAGUCCUUCGCAUGAAGGGCAGACUUGAUGAAUCUACCACAUACUUGUUGCAGUGGGCCCAGCAGAGAAAAGAUUCUAUUCAUCUAUUCUGUAGAAAGCUAUUAAUUGAAGGCUUAACCAAAGCCUCAGUGAUAGAAAUCUUCAAAACUGUACACACAGAAUGUAUACAGGAGCUUACCCUAAGAUGUAUCUGCAUAGAAGAGUUGGCUUUUCUUAAUCCCUACCUGAAACUGAUGAAAAGUCUUUUCACACUCACACUAGAUCAAAUCAUAGGUACCUUCAGUUUCGGUGAUUCUGAAAAGCUUGAUGAGGAGAUAAUAUUCAGCUUGAUUUCUCAANUUCCCACACUCCACUGUCUCCAGAAACUCUAUGUAAAUGAUAUCCCUUUUAUAAAAGGCAACCUGAAAGAAUACCUCAGGUGCCUGAAAAAGCCCUUGGAGACACUUUGCAUCAGUAACUGUGACCUCUCACAGUCAGACUUGGAUUACCUGCCCUAUUGCCUGAAUAUUUGUGAACUCAAACAUCUGCAUCUUAGUGAUAUAUAUUUAUGUGAUUUACUCCUUGAUCCUCUUGGGUUGCUCCUUGAGAGAGUUGGAGAUACCCUGAAAACCCUGGAAUUGGAGUCAUGUUGUAUAGUGGACUUUCAGUUCAGUGCCUUACUGCCUGCCUUAAGUCAAUGUUCUCACCUCAGAGAGGUCACUUUUUAUGAUAAUGAUGUCUCUCUGCCUUUCUUGAAACAACUUCUACACCACACAGCCCUGCUGAGUCAGCUGAUCUAUGAGUGUUAUCCUGCCCCUCUGGAGUGCUAUGAUGACAGUGGUGUAAUACUAACACACAGAUUAGAAAGUUUUUGUCCUGAGCUCCUGGAUAUACUCAGAGCCAAAAGACAGCUCCAUAGUGUCUCCUUUCAAACAACCCAAUGCUCUAAAUGUGGUGGGUGCUACGUUUAUGAUCAGGAGACCCAAUGUUGCCAUUUUGUGGAAAUAGUAUAAGCUUGAUUGUGAAACCGAGAAUUGGAAACUUAGAAUUGGGGACUAAUGAAAUCCUAAGUGAACGUCCACUGCUAAAUGGAGCAUGAAAAUAUCAAUCACCUAAAAGUCUGAGAUACACAGGAAAGUCAAUAACUUCCUCUGAGCUGGUGAAUAGAUGUUGCAUCUGCAGAAAGUAUCAAGCACUUGUAGUUUGAGUGUGUUACAAUAGAGGCACCAUUUUAUGAAACUGGCCCAAUCUAUUGACUGCAUACAAUAAAUGUGUUGAC